Wasmannia auropunctata (little fire ant) is the source of this 3814-nucleotide messenger RNA. RefSeq names its product phosphofurin acidic cluster sorting protein 2 (gene KrT95D). The record is from RefSeq and is a predicted model, not a curated record. NCBI's taxonomy places the organism in Eukaryota, Metazoa, Arthropoda, Insecta, Hymenoptera, Formicidae. Bases 200 to 2731 code for a protein of 843 amino acids. Gene Ontology annotation, biological process: protein localization to plasma membrane. The transcript has 12 exons.
CGGGCAGGCGUGGCGCUACGUGUUCGAGUCCGGAGUCGUCAGCGAGAGGAGGCCUCGUCCCGACCCCGACCCUCCCGUGUCGAGCCGCGCUCGCUGCCGCGCUCUUCACGGUCUGACGGUCAUUGAUAGUCGUCUGCGAGCCGCGAGACGCGGUGAAACGUAGGCGUUGCGUGUGUCUCGUGGGCCGCCAGGGCCAAAAAUGGCGGAACGGACAAAGGUGACAGCCCCAGCCACCCGGCCCGUUCCCAUGAAGCUGUUUGCCACCUGGGAAGUGGAUCGCACCCCUCCGAAUUGCAUACCCAGGCUGUGUUCCUUGACGCUAACUCGAUUAGUGAUACUUCGAUCGCUCGGCUCGGACCUAGCGUCCAUUAGCAUUGCGGUCAAGAUGCAGAGCUCCAAAAGGACCUUGCGUUCCAACGAGAUGGCUAUACCGACCGGCGGCAUACUCGAUACGGAACUGGAAUUGCAAUUUGCACUUCAGUAUCCGCAUUUUCUCAAGAGAGACGGCAACAAACUUUUGAUAUUAUUGCAAAGGCGGAAGCGAUACAAAAAUCGCACGAUGCUGGGAUACAAGACUCUCGCGGAAGGAAUCAUUAACAUGGCACAAGUGCUGCAGAAACAAAUGGACGUCGAGUUGGAACUUAUAUCAGACAAGGUGGAAAAAUACGGUGGUCACUCUGUCCCACUGGCACGCGUGAACGUUGUCGCUCUGAGUUCCCAGCCGGUCGAUCAUGAUAAAAGACUGACGAACGAUCCCAACGAGAGGCUCUGUCCGGAAUUCAGUGACGAGGAGGAGGAGUUUAGCUCGGAGGGCGAGGCAGAGGGCAGCGACAGCGAGCCUACGUUGGAGGUGCACAGGCGGAAAAGUCGCGGAAAGAUUCCACCGAAUGCCAGGCAAAGAAAUUUAAAGCAGAAGUUUAUCGCUCUGCUAAAGCGAUUUAGGGUAUCUGAGGAGUUGGAGCACGAUCAAGAAGAAAUUGGGCAAAAACUUUCAGGCGGCCAUAUGGAGAUAGAAGAAUUGUUCGACGAAUUAGAAGAUUUAUCGGACAGCGGGCCAGAAUUGGAUACCAUGUCUGUUAGUAGUACACCGAAGCCAUCGCUAAGACCCUUUUUCAGCUCUAGUCGAUCUCUUCUCGCGCCACCUCACUCCGUAGUUACCAACGAGGAUACCGGACCUAUCUCAGCGACUACCACGUGUCAACAAUCCGCGAGUCAGCCGGCUAAAGAGAAACACCGUAUCGGACACACAACUCCGGAGCGUGGAGUGGACAGACAGAGCGAUGACAGUUCUCGAAGAGCCGACAGCGAUUCUCACCCUGAAAAUUGGACAGAUCACGAGGCGAACGAUCCACCGAAUUAUGUAGCGGGCUCCCCUCCAAAAUCAAUGGAACAGCCUAACAAAAGUGAAAGCUCCGAGAGAAGAAGUAGACUUUUUGCGCGUGAUAGAGGGACGCCUGGCAGCAAUAAAUCGAAGAAACACAGUCUCAGCGUUGAUCUAAAACCCUCGGCCGAUUUAAAUAAUACAGAGCCAAGAAAAGCUUUAGUCGAACAACUAGGUCGAGUAUUACCAGAUGAUAGUUUACCAGAGGCUGUGUCACUGAUAUCCAUAGCGGAUCCCGGCGGUGCUGUGCUCGCUGCAAAACUUCAAGAAAGGAACCAUAAGGUUCUGACGACUGCCUCUCCGGCUGACAUCCGUGCAACAUUCACGUGUUUGGUCACGCGAAUACAAAAAUUUUGCAACAGUUCCGCAAAACCACCGGCACCUAUAAAGGUGAUUAUUGCUGGCGGAGAUAGUUUUAUAAACACAGUUCUCCGUCAUUAUGUCGACUUGUUGAGCUUCAGACCGCCGGAUUGGCAAAACUACAUGAAAUUCUUAGUGGUGCCGCUCGGUUCGAAUACAUUAACGAGAUAUCUCGGUUCUAUCGACGCCAGGUAUUCGAAGCUAUUUGGAGACGAAUGGAAGGAGCUGUUAGAGAGAGAAGGUGGAAGCUCGAGCGAAUGCGCGGCACGAGUAUCGGAAUACUUGGCCACAGCAAAUACGGUUCUGCUGUUACCCAUUGCGGAAGCUAUGGUUACGUACAGGGAAACGGACGACAGUAGCCAAAUCUUUAUUCCCUUUAUAAAUGACGUUCGUGUGGGUUGUCCAGAGAGCAGUUCUUCCGCAUCUGUCGAUCUGGAAGAGAGUAACGUUAGUAUGUCCGGUUCCCCGCCUUCCCUACCUGCUCCCAGUUUGCCCGUUCCAACUCCCGGAAAGUUGACACCGCCCAGUAGUCCUAACGUGGGUCAACCAGCGAGGGAAGGAUGGGAACCAGUGGAGCUACAGCUGGAUUAUUGGAGUAAACAGACUCAAGGUGAAAAGGGAAAGAGUACAUUACGUCAAGCUUUCAGAGCGUUGCACGUGCAAAGACUUCCCUCAUUAGGCGAAGUUCCAGGACAUCACUUGUCUAUGAAUUUCACAACAAAAGAGAAAAAGCAAAAAAUAAUGAGGUUAGGUAAAAAGAAGGAAAAAGAGAAAGAAAACGAGCCGAAAAGUCAAUCGGUGGAUGGCGUGACGCGCCUAAUAUGUUCUGCAAAAACUCACAACAUUCCAUUAAGAGUGAGUAUUGACGGUACCGAAUGGUAUGGCGUAAAAUUCUUCCAAUUAUCGGCGCAAUGGCAAACGCACAUCAAGACGUUUCCAAUAGCAUUAUUGGAAUAUAAUCCGCAACAACAGACUUCGACUUCUACGUAAAUUUCUGUUAUUAUGAUGAAGGCUUCUAGCGACUUACGUAUUCUGCAUCGUCAUCGAUAACAAUAAUAUUUGACUCGUUUUAUACGCAAGCCCGAUAACCAUCAACUUCUUAAGACUGCCCAGUAAGAAUUAGAAUUUAGCAGAUGCUAUGAAUUCCCAUAUCUCGAAAUGCCCACUGCAUUCAUUCCAUUAUUUAGUAAUAGCGAAAAUAUUUGAAUGUUGGGAAUUUCUUGUAUUAAUAUAAAAAAAUAUACAGUUGCAUGUGAUAAGCAUAUGUUGUGUUCACAAACGAUUUAUGCAAUACAUGCCCAUAACAGACUUGGAAAAAUUAUGUUAUAAAAAUAUAAACCUAUAUACGUAACUUUUUUAUAGAGAUUUCUCGAUAACUAAUAAUAAUUUUAUCCCACCAACAUGAGAUUACAUAUAUUCAUUCGUGACAUAUCACAAUUAGAGCGAAAAUAUUUAUUUAUAUGGAGAUUUUGCUGGUUAUGGGAAUGCUGUUAUUGAAAUUGUGUUACUGAACUGUUUGCGACAUAUUUAUGGAGACACGUCACUGCUCUAAUUUAAUAAAUACUAAAAUAUCUUUAAAUACUGGAAUUGGGAUAUUAUUACACAUUUAAGUUUUAUUUGAUGAAAAUGUAGUUUUUAAAGUUUACAUCUUUUAUAAUCCAAACCUUGUUAUUUAAAAAUAUUUUAGUAUUGCAUUAAAAAAGUGAUGUGUGUAAUGAAGCACUAUCAAUUAUAAUAUUUUUAUCGUCCUUGAAUGGAGAACAAUUCCAUUGCAAAAUUGAUAUGUUACUAUUUUUUCAUUAAAUUAUGUACAUAUGUAUGUACGUAUAACAUAUGUAUGAAUCAUGUAAUAAUGUAAUUUCUGUUACAAUCUUUGAUUAAUACUACAAUAUUUUUAGCUUAUAAAAAAUUGUUUUUGAUGAAACAUCUAAUACAAAUCAAUAUAUAUGUCUGUAGAUUUUGUGAUAUCAUUUUUCAGAAAUAGCUUAAAUGUCAUGAAUAAUAUAUCUUUCUAACUAUUAUUAUUUAUCUAUUCUGUUAAACCGUCAAGAAUUUUUUUCAGUAUUUUGAAUA